Molecule: messenger RNA, 1785 nt
Organism: Drosophila mojavensis
Lineage: Eukaryota; Metazoa; Arthropoda; Insecta; Diptera; Drosophilidae
Exons: 2
Coding region: 1-1785 (594 amino acids)
Source: RefSeq, a predicted model, not a curated record
AUGAGUGGACCACAAUCGGAAUCCUCAUCAUCAAAUACGUCGCCAAUAUCGGUUGGGAGGGACCUUGACAUGGAUGUAUCAUACAUCAUGCCUUCUGGCAGCGAUUCUGACGACACCGUGACCGAGCCCACAGUAAUCUUUGUCAACAAACAAAGUGCCUCCGCUGACGAUGGAACGCAGCAAGCGCCCACGGACGCACUUGCUCCUGCUAAGCAAACAGACUGUGAGUACAUACUGUCGUUAUUAUCUGACUCGGAUAUGUCCAUUGAGGCGUGCGAAGGCUCACCACUCAAUGACACUAGAUUUCUGUCAGAGGAUGACGAAGCACCUGCAGAGACGCAAUUAUCAAAUUCUGACUUGGCGCCAGAAGAAAAUUACAUGAUGCCGCAUAUUCGCAGCUUGUAUGUAAAGAAAAACGCGCCAAAAGAUCUACAGGACAAUCCAUUGAUCAAAAGAUUUAGGACAAAAGCCACUCCUAGCAAUGGGCUGCGCAUCCAAUGUGAAGACAUUGAAUCAUAUAAUGCUGCUAGGUCCACACUGGAAGAAGAUGGAACACAUCUGUACACCCACCAAUUGCCCAGCCAGAAGGGUUUGCGCAUCGUAGUGAAGAACAUCCACCACUCCACUCCUUGCGAAUGGAUCAAGAAUAUAUUGAGCGAGAAGGGAUAUGUGGUUAGACACAUACGCUGCGCCAGGCAGCGUUUUACGGGAAAGCCGUUAAACCUUUUUGAGGUAGAAAUACAACCUACUGCAGAUGGCAGCCACUUAAAUAUUCUGAGCCUCAAAGAAUUAAGCAACCAGGCAGUGAGAAUCGAACGGCAAGCCAAGCCAGUAGAUCCUCCACAGUGCCAUAGGUGUCAGGCGUAUGGCCACACCAAGAAUUAUUGUAGAAGGCCAUUUAAGUGUAUGAAGUGCGCGGGCGAUCAUGCCUCCACAGAUUGCACAAAACAAAGAAACACCACACCCAAGUGCACCAACUGCGGAGGAGAGCACAUAAGUAGCUACAAAGGCUGCCCAUCCCUCAAGGCGGCCAGAAGUAAACUCUCGUCAGUUCGUGCUAUCGCAGAAGUAAAACGGAUGAAGCAGAAGCGGUUAACGGACGAGAUGCCACUUGAUGGGCAGCGGAAGGCAGUAGAUGUGGCCAGCAGCUUACCACAACAUCCAGGCCAGUCUCCCGCACUCUCAUACAGCCGGGUCGUUCGCAGCGGUCUGGAUGUCCACUCGAGCCAGCAGAAACAGCAUCAGCAACAGCAGCGAAAUAAAACAACAAAAGCAGCAGUAUCCCCUUCAGACAAUGAUAUGCAAAAUACUGCAUCACCAGCAAAUCCAUUCAAGGCUUCGCAUAUCUCCUUACGCCCACAGCCAGUACUGGGCAAACCCCAGCACAAACGACCAGCAGGCGCCAAGGCAACAAAAAAGGCAAAAAUAAAUAGCCAAUUGCCUAAGGUGGAGGCAAGCGGCGUCAUCAAUAGAGGCCCAUCGAGCAAUCCUGCUGAAAAGCACCUGGCUUGCUUCCAAAAUCGACUGCGUGAAGAGCAGCAGCGUAAUCAGCAACAGCCGCCACAACCCGACUACCUAACCAUGUUCAAUAAGCUAGAAAAUAAAAUAGACCAAUUAAUAAAUGUUAUGAUGCGCUUUAUUGAACACCAAGCUGCUAGCAGUACAUUACCAGCACAACCCCAUCAACAGCAAGAACUACUCCAGCAGGCAUCCAGACAAAGGAAUGCAAGCAGCAUAGCCUCCAUGGAGCUUGACACAGCCAAUGACAUGCCAAAUGACGACUAG